AUGGCCGGCGCCCAAGAAGCUCGCGACGGCAACGGCAGCAGGGGCGGCGGCCCUGGUCCUCAGCCGCGCGCGCGGCGCGUGCUGGUUUUCCCGCUGCCGUUCCAGGGCCACAUCGACCCGAUGCUGCACCUGGCGGGGGUGCUCCACGGUCGGGGCCUCGCGGUGACCGUGCUCCACACGCGCUUCAACGCGCUGGACCCGGCGCGGCACCCGGAGUUCCGGUUCGUGGCCGUCCCCGACGGCACGCCCGCCGACGUCGCCGCCACGGGGAGGAUCAUCGACAUCAUCCUCGCCAUGAACUCCGCCAUGGAGUCGUCCUCCUCCGCGGCCGUCACGGAAGCGCUGGCGUCCGCCGCUCUCGCGGACCCCCGCGCCGCGUGCCUCUUCAUCGACGCCAACCUCCUCGCCGUGCACAGGGCGGCCAGGAAGAUCGGGCUUCCCACGCUGGUGCUCCGCACCGGGAGCGCCGCCUGCUUGGGCUGCUUCCUGUCGUACCCCAUGCUCCACGAGAAGGGCUACCUGCCACCGCGAGAGUCGCAGUUGUGCACGCCGGUGCCGGAGCUGCCACCUCUACGAGUGAAGGACCUCGUCUACUCGAAGCACAGCGACCACGAGCUUGUCCGCAGAGUCCUGGCCCGGGCCAGCGAGACAGUGAGAGGUUGCUCCGGCCUGGUCAUCAACACGUUCGAGGCUCUGGAGGCGGCCGAGAUCGGGAGGCUCCGCGACGAGCUCGCCGACCUCCCGGUGAUCCUCGCCGCCGGCCCUCUCCACAAGCUCUCCUCCAAUUCCUCCAGGGGCGCCGGGAGCAGCCUGCUCGCCCAGGACCGCAGCUGCAUCGAGUGGCUGGACGCGCAGCGCUCCGGGUCAGUGCUGUACGUGAGCUUCGGGAGCUUGGCGGCCAUGGACUCGAGCGAGUUCUUGGAGGUGGCCUGGGGUCUGGCAGAGAGCGGCCACCCCUUCCUGUGGGUCGUCCGACCCAACCUGGUACGAGGCUGCUGUGACGACGACAGCGUGCGGCGGCGGCGGCUGCCGGAUGGCGUCGAGGACGCGGUCAGGGCCGGCAGAGGCGUGGUGGUCCGGUGGGCGCCGCAGCAGGAGGUGCUUGCCCACCGCGCGGUGGGUGGGUUCUGGAGCCACUGCGGCUGGAACUCCACCCUGGAGGCGAUCAGCGAGGGGGUGCCGAUGAUUUGCAGGCCGGACGCCGUGGACCAGAUGAUGAACACGAGGUAUGUGCAGGAUGUUUGGGGUGUUGGGUUCGAGCUCGAAGGGGAGCUGGAGAGGGGGAAGAUCAAGGACGCGAUUAGGAAAUUGAUGAGUGAGCGGGAGGGAGAUGAGAUGAGGGAAAGAGCACAGGAGCUUAGGGGGAAAGUAGAAGGCUGCUUGGAGAGCUCUGGGCCUUCUCAGAUUGCCAUUGACAAGUUGGUUAACUACAUACAAUCUCUGUGA
This is a messenger RNA of Miscanthus lutarioriparius, 1446 nucleotides long. The record is from the annotation of a GenBank genome assembly. Lineage: Eukaryota; Viridiplantae; Streptophyta; Magnoliopsida; Poales; Poaceae.